Messenger RNA from Penicillium cinerascens, 2265 nucleotides. Its product is annotated as putative C6 transcription factor. Lineage: Eukaryota; Fungi; Ascomycota; Eurotiomycetes; Eurotiales; Aspergillaceae. Gene Ontology annotation, biological process: DNA-templated transcription; regulation of DNA-templated transcription. Gene Ontology annotation, molecular function: zinc ion binding; DNA binding; DNA-binding transcription factor activity, RNA polymerase II-specific. The coding region runs from base 1 to 2265 and encodes 754 amino acids. The transcript has 7 exons. The record is from RefSeq and is a predicted model, not a curated record.
AUGGUGGUAGAGGGUUCCUCCGAUAUGGCCGGCGUGCCUUUUAAGGCGGCACUUCCCCGAAAGAGUGCCUUCUCGUGCGAGGCUUGUCGCAAGCGCAAGGUCAAGUGUAACGGAGCUAGUCCGUCGUGUUCGCGCUGCGCCGCGAGAGGCGAGCCGUGUGUUUACAGCUUGGCCCCGACCUUAUCCUAUACCAAACAGCUGGAAACCCGGGUUGGGCAGCUGGAAGAUGCGCUGUCUAAGCUUCGCGGUCAGCAGGCCGAGGUGGAAGCACGCAAGGGUAGCUCUCCAGCUUCGGUGGCCGAGUCCAGCUCGAGCGCCGGCCGCCGAAUCAAGACGGAGCUUGACGACGCGCAUGAUCUCGCGAGAGAGUUUGACGGGUUGAACGUUGAAAAUGACGGUCGCAUCUCUUUCCAUGGCCCAACCAGUCUGUUCCAGCUCCCUAGCGGGCUGGUCAGCGAAACGGCGUCAACCGCGAAUUUCGCCCAUGAGAUCGAGGCCCGCAAGGAGCGGCUGAUCAACAGUGCAUGGCGGGAACGGGCUUUUGAGCAGAUGGCUGCAAUGCCGGAGCCUUUCCAAUACCUCCUCGACUCCCAUUGGUGCUGGAUCCAACCGCUUUUCAACUUUGUCUAUCGCCCUGCAUUUACACGUGAUAUGAAAAUCAACGGACCUUAUUAUACGGACAUCCUAAUGAAUGCCGUGCUCUCCCAUUCCGUGCGGUGGUGCAAAGCGGAACCUCAGAUCGGCCCGCUUUUGGACUCCUAUGAGGGUGGGGCACUAUUCUACCAGCGGGCCGUGACGGAGAUAUUCGACUCGCUUAAAGUGGGAUAUGCAGGCAUCCCGACGAUUCAAACGUUGCUGCUUCUCAGUGCGCAAGAAUGCGGUCGCGGCAACCGUACGCAGGCAUGGCUGUAUAGCGGGAUGGCCUUCCGCCUACUGGAUGACCUGGGAAUAUCGAUCGACAGUCGGAAGUAUCCCGGAUCGGCACACCUGAGUGAUGAAGAUAUCGAGAUCCGCAAUCGACUCUUCUGGAGCUGUUUUUUCUGGGACAAGAUUAUUUCCCUGUACUUUGGUCGUGCCCCGGCUAUGCAACAUUCUCGUGUCAGCCCGCCGCGCAUGAUCCUCGAUGAUACUUCCGAGAUCGAAAUCUGGACUCCGCAUGGAGUUAGCUUUCCCGACGGUGCACACUAUCCGCCCACACAGGCACAUUCAACCACGUGUUUCAUCCAGAUAUGCGGGCUAUCCGAGAUCUUGAACCAGAUCCUGGUCCAUAUCUAUGAUCCGAUGCGUCAAAGCACCGAGGCCGAGUUCUUCGACUGCGUCCAAGAACAAGCCAGAAAUCUGAGCGAAUGGUGGGACGAGCUCCCCGAAUACUUGAGGCUCACGGCAAUGGACCUACCACCGUACUGCCCGCCAAGUCAUAUCAUGACCCUUAACUGUCUAUAUCACACUGUUAAUAUCCUGCUCCACCGCCCCAUCCUCUGCUCCCGCAGUUUGUUGAAGACUCGGCAAGAUGCAUAUGAUACGAGCCAUCUCGUCCAGUGUAUGGCAUCGGCAACGACCAUCCUAUCACUCUUCGAUCUGUACCGUCGGACAUUCGGCGAUAACCACGUCGUCCUCUCUCUCGCGUAUAGCGUCUACACCGCGGCCUCGAUCUUCCUGCUCGAAAUUCAGGCAUUAAAAUACGCUGCACCCGGCACACUAGACAAGCUCAAGUUCUGCAUCUUCGCCCUGGAACGAAUCAAGGUCUCCAACCCAGUCAUCACAACGGCCCUCAACCUCAUCUACCAGGAACUUCAGAAGCUUCAAAUCGACAUCCAAGCCCCCAUGGGCGCUUCUCCUCCCGAAAAGCCUCAGCCUCAGCCUCAGCCUCAGCCCCAACAACCUUCCCGCCCACCUAACUCUAGCCAAUCCUCUGCCAGCAGCAAUCCAUCGCGCCACAUCUCUCCUAUUAACCACCACCAGCGCCAGCAGAGCAGAGCAACAAUGAGUACACAGGAGACACCAGCACCAAACACAACCGCCUCCAUUCUCCCAGGUUACAACGCCUUCCAACAACCCAUCGGCGGCUUCGACCUCCCACACAUGAACGACGUACCGCACCUACCAACAACACACCUGCUAGGCGGCAUGCCCAACGCGGUGAUGACAGUGGAUGACCCUGGAUCUUACGAGAUAACGCCGGAAGUGUUCGAGGCGUUCUCGUAUGCUCAACCCAUCACGGCGAAUAUGGCGUCAUACGACACGAAUUGGAGCGGAGCUCAAUAA